Plectropomus leopardus (leopard coralgrouper) is the source of this 1166-nucleotide messenger RNA. RefSeq names its product haloacid dehalogenase-like hydrolase domain containing 3 (gene hdhd3). The record is from RefSeq and is a predicted model, not a curated record. NCBI's taxonomy places the organism in Eukaryota, Metazoa, Chordata, Actinopteri, Perciformes, Serranidae. Gene Ontology annotation, cellular component: nucleus.
GAUAGAUAGAUAGAUAGAUAGAUAGAUAGAUAGAUAGAUACGACAGAGGCGCUAAAACUCCCGAAGAUGGCAACAACUGCCGUUAAAAAAAAACAGCGAAGAAGAAGUCAGGCUGCUAACUGUAGCCGCUAGCUCAGUUUCAUCACAACAUUAAUCGUUGACAGGUCUGAAGGCGAGACUACGGUGUGAUGCGAGCUCCUCUGCGCUGGGUGCUAUGGGACGUGAAAGACACCCUGCUGAAGGUGCGUGCAUCUGUGGGACAGCAGUACUGCAAGGAGGCUGAGCGGGUGGGCUUGAACCUCAGUCCUGUGGAGGUCGAAGCUGCUUUCCGCCAGGCAUACCGACAUUAUUCCAGCAGAUACCCAAACUAUGGCAUCAGUCAGGGCCUGGACGGACGGUCUUGGUGGAUGGGGGUGGUGCGGGACAGUUUCACCCAGUGCAGGGUACAGGACCCAGCCCUGCUCAAUACGAUGGCUCACAACCUUUAUCAUAACUUCUGCAAGGCAGAGAACUGGGAGGUGUUUUCAGACUCAAAGAAGGCCCUGGAGAGUUGCUCUUCUCUAGGACUGAAGCUGGGUGUCGUAUCAAACUUUGACAGUCGCCUAAAAGAGAUUUUACGAGCUUGUGACCUGCUGUCUCACUUCAGCUUUUUAUUAACAUCAGAGGAAGCAGGUGUAGCGAAGCCAAGUCCAGCCAUCUUUGAACAGGCCCUGCAGAAAUGUGGAGUACCAGCUGCCAGUGUGGCUCAUGUCGGGGACCAUUAUGUGAAAGAUUACCUCGCCUCUCGCUCUGUGGGCAUCCGCGGGUUCCUGUUAGACAGAGACAACAAGCACGACCAAGAUGACGUUCCUCGAGAGCAUCGGCUGAGCUCCCUGGAGGAGCUGCCGUCACAGCUUCAGCAACACGUGGACUGAUGCCAAACAGUCAUGGGAUCAAGUGCAAAGCUACUCAGCCGAACUGUGCUUCAGUUAAGUAACUAAUUUUUGGGACAUGGCCAUGUUGACCCGAAUGGCCUCAAUCACAUCAGAGCUCAAAUGAAAUGCUCCUUAAUAAUUAUAUAGAGAAUAAAAUCAUGUAUUAUAAUAUAAAAACGGUAUGCAGAGUGUAUAAUAUUCAUGCACUUUUACUGUAAAUAACUUGGGAGUAAUAAAUAUCAAUUAAUUGUA